GCGCCUGAGGUGCCGGGGGUGGGGCGAGGCACGCGCCGCCGCCAGGGGGCUUGAGGCGGGCGGGCCGCGGGGAGGAUGCUGAGCCGCUUGCAGGAGCUGCGGAAGGAGGAGGAGACGCUGCUCCGGGUGAAGGCGGCGCUGCACGAUCAGCUCAACCGGCUCAAGGUGGAAGAGCUGGCCCUUCAAUCUAUGAUUAGCUCCAGAGAGAAGAAUGUAAUGGUCUCUCCACCAAGUAUCACAGAGGAGGCUCAAAAAACCCUUGGGCAGAUGGACAAUGAGGCUGCUAUCAAUCAAACUGAAUUACAGCUAAGUAUUCAAGACCAUGAAGAGGAGGAGGAGGAUGAAUCUGACUCCUGAAGGGGGGAAAAAAUGGGAGACGGCUGGUGUUAUUUAUCCUUGACUCAGGAAAUUCCCCUUUGUUCAAGCAGAACUUCCCAUCAGAUUCUACUUGGUGCUGUACACAGAUAUGAACUAUACAAAUGAAUGAAAGUUACUUUUGGAGGGUUCCAGUGAGGUUAGACUGGUGGCACAGAUGACACAAGCUUGUCAGAAUCUUUUUUUGGAUGUUAAAAGAAUGAAAAGUUGUUGCACAAAUAUGUAGCAUGAUCCCUUUUACAUUUAAAGCCUAAAAUGUAGUUUACUACUUGUUUGUUUAUAGGUGGGAAAAGUUAAUGUAGUUAACUAAACUAAUUUAGUGCACUAAAAGCAAUAACUAUUCCAACUGUAAUUCCACAAAAGUGGAGAUUAGGAAAUUGUGGUGAUCUAGGUAAUGAAAAAUGAUGGCCCUUCCAGAAUUCAUGUAAUAUUAUACUAAGUUAGUGUUACACUUAUCAGCAGACAAAGCAUUUCCUCUCUUGAUGACUUGCAGAUACUAAAUCACUGCAGCUGAUUCUUGUAUCAUUCCUUAAAUAGAUGUUAGAACACACAGAAAACCAAACUUGUGUUAUGCUGCUAAAAAUAGAAAAUAAAAGUAAUAUCUUAACUGAGACACCCUUGUCAACCUCUCAUGCUAAGAAAAUGUUUAUACACUAGAUUUUAAAAAUCUGAUUUAUAAAAUGUGUGUAAAGCAUUCCAGUGUUGAUUAGGAUUAAGCUUUAAAGCUCCUGUUGAUGUCUCCCAUAGCAAUAUUAUAGCCCUGCACAAAAACUUAGUAGAAAACCAAAUAAGUGUCAUUUUACUUAUUUAACAAAGGGGGAGGGGGAAGUUUGCAGUAUGUUCAGUGUCCUAGGUGUGGUUAUAAAACAUGAGCCAACUCCUAGACAGCUCCUGCCCCUGGUUGUAGGAAAAUAUUUGAGGAAAGACUAUUGGCUCUUGGUUAAAGCUUAGCUUUGGUUUUUAGUUAUGGAAACUAAGUUUUAGAAUGUAUAACAUCAUCUUCUGUUGCUGAAGACCAGCCUGGCUCUGAGUGGGCUGGAUACUGUUGUAAUUGAAGUUUGUCUUGUAUAGGAGAAUGAUUUGCAGGCUUUUCCCCAAACUCAGAGUUGCGGGAGGCUAGGCAGAAUGUUUCUGGGCCGGAAUUGUCCCAAGUUUAGGUUAGGAUGUCAAAAUAAACAGAUUUUUUUGUGUGUGUGUGUGUAUACUUUUGCACACGUAGUUUGUAAGAAGAAAAGGAGUACUUGUGGCACCUUAGAGACUAACCAAUUUAUUUGAGCAUAAGCUUUCGUGAGCUACAGCUCACUCAUGAAAGCUCAUGCUCAAAUAAAUUGGUUAGUCUCUAAGGUGCCACAAGUACUCCUUUUCUUUUUGCGAAUACAGACUAACACGGCUGUUACUCUGAAACCUGUAGUUUGUAAGGGUUGUGGGACAUGACCUGUGUCAUUCCUUUUUGUAGCUGUGAGUAUAUUUGCUGGCACUUCAUCCUACUGUCCCCUUAUAUCUUGAGACAACAACAGCUUGUUGCCCUCUUUUCUCUUGCCUAAACUCAAGGCAAAAACACGUUCUGUAACAGUUAGCCUUAGGCCUCAUCUACUCUGGAAAAUUUUGGCAUGUUAUUGUUGACUGAGUGUCUACACACAUUUGCUACCAUUUUAAAGGCAUGCUUUAUACCAUGUAACCUUGCCGUGAUGAAGUCUAAAUAACACUCGUUCUUAGCCUAUGCUUGCUUUUAAAGUUGUAGUGCUAAUGUAGACAAACCCUGGCAGAUUAGCUUGCUUGCUACAAUUAGGCCUCCUGCCACUGUUCGACUGGAGCCAAAUGCACUUGACGUGGUUAACAUGUUGCUGGAUGUGUGGUAAGUGUUGGCAAAAUAGGAUUUACAUGUUCUGUGAGUUCUGGGCCACUACUACUGUACAUAUGGUAGUUUUCUACUGGAGACAAGACCUUGGCCUCAACAGCUUUUAAACUCCAUUUAAACAUAGUUUGUAGUGUGGGACCAAACAGUUUGGGUUUGAACCAGGUGAGUGGAUGGAUACAGCAUUAGCAGUACUGAUGGCUGAUCUGCUGUUGAUGGAUGGAGGCCGACUGCCAUCCUCCUUCUGCAGCAUUUGAUCCGGCUGAGCAUGAGAAACUGAGGUAGAUGGUAGGAGUCCUGGGUGGUAGAAUGGUUUGUCCUUUCUGAAAGCAUUGGCUCAAAGCCCUAGUGAUGGGAAAGCUGCUCCUUUGCCACCAGAUGCCUUACUUUGAGUAUCAUCCAAGGAUCAAUGCUUUGUACACUUCUGCUCAGUGUGUAUGUGGACUGUAUUGCCAACAAUAUUGCAACAGUAUUGCAAAUGAACACAGCUCUACCUUCUCUCUGCAAUGUACAGUGCCACUUUCAGCAAGUUAGUGAUUGGCUGAACAAAAGCUGGUUGAAGCUGAAUCCAGGCAAGACACAUGAUGCUGAUGUCAGAGAAAAGCACUGAGUUUACAGCCACUGUCCAGUCUCCUUUGGUUAUGGAUCUAGAUCCACAGUUGGUCCAGUCAGUUUGCAAUUUUAGGCGUGCUCUUGGAUUCCUUGCUGAUGCUAAGAUCUUACUUAGAAUGAGUUGCUUGCUGCCAUGCUCAGCUGUUUAAAGGUCUCCAUCUUCUUCUGGUGGUGGAUUAUCUGCCCUCAAUAUUAUAUGCAUUAGUCACCUCCUAGCUGGGCCACAAUCUACAUGGACAUGAAGCAAUCAGUCUGCAGGAAACUCCAGCUAUUACAAAAUACAGCAGUGCAGCUACUGUGAGCACAUCAAACUUGCCUGGGAUAGAAUGGGAUAGAACAGUAUUCAAAUCUAAAAUGAGUUUAACUGAUUCAACCAGUGUUGACUGGGCCCUAGUUGGACAGUACUGGAUGUAUUUGGUGUUCAUAGCUACAAUUAUCUGACCGAGUAAUAUCAAGAAUGGGAUCCAGUUUUAGUUUGGUUCUUCGCUUUUAAAAGCCCAUGGGAUUGAUACUCUUCCAAACCUCAGCCUAUGUCUAUAAGAGCUCAGUCAAAAGCUGUUGGUGCUUUUACCAUAAGCCUAGGUAGGCUUGGCAGGAUUCAAUUUUUAAAAUUUCAACAGAUGUUUAAGAAUUUUUCCUAUUUUUAUCUAUUUAAAUUUUCAGUUGAAGGAAAUUAUAAGGCAGGGGUUAGACAAUUAUUGAAUGACAAUAGACAUUGAGAUUCAAAAAGUUAAAGCUUUAUAACUAUUAAAACAAAUUGUGAACAUCACAUGUCAAAAUAUACAAAUUAAAUAUCCUUAAAUCAAA
Caretta caretta (loggerhead turtle) is the source of this 3649-nucleotide messenger RNA. RefSeq names its product small nuclear RNA activating complex polypeptide 5 (gene SNAPC5). NCBI's taxonomy places the organism in Eukaryota, Metazoa, Chordata, Testudines, Cheloniidae. The record is from RefSeq and is a predicted model, not a curated record. Gene Ontology annotation, biological process: transcription initiation at RNA polymerase III promoter; transcription by RNA polymerase II. Gene Ontology annotation, cellular component: nucleus.